UCCUGCUCCAAUGUCCAUGAGCUCCUCGAGAAUCCUCCGGCCAACUUUUGCGACCUUUGACUGCGAGGCAGAGCGCGCGAGCGAGGCGUGGCCCUGUCCGCAGACCUGUCACUCGUAACGGCGCCGAGCUGCUCACAGCCGGGUAAGACGAGAGCGUACGGAGGUGAGGAUGGCAAAGCUGGAGAAGUUUUCCGAGCCGCCGACGGAGCCUCAGAUCGCCGAGUCGGAGUCCGAUUCGGAGCAGGACGACGCGCCGACUCAGGCGGGACCGGCCGGUUCGGGCACGAGCGCGGAGACAGUGCGGCGCGCGCAGGUGAUCCACAGCGGACACUUCAUGGUCUCCUCACCGCACAGCGACCCAGAACCGCGCAGGAAGAGAAGUUAUUACGACUUCGACACGGUGAACAAGCCGCGCUGUCAGACCUACAGCUUCGGGCCGUUCAGCUCCGGGAGACUGAGCAUCGACCCAACACUCACACGCCUGUUCGAGUGCAUGACACUGGCCUAUAGCGGGAAGAUUGUGUCUCCUAAGUGGAAAUCUUUCAAAGGUCUGAGGCUGCUGUGGAGGGAUAAAAUCCGUCUGAAUAAUGGCAUCUGGAGAGCCUGGUUCAUUCAGUAUGUGGAAAAAAGAAAAAAUCCAGUGUGUGGGUUCAUCACUCCGUUGGAGGGGUCUGAGGCAGAUGCUCAUCGCAAUCCUGAGGCAAUUGUGCUGGAGGGCAGUUACUGGAAGCGACGGAUAGAAGUGGUAAUAAAAGAGUAUCACAAAUGGAGGAUUUACUACAAGAAGAGGAAACAUAAAGAUCACGUGCCUGUUCUUCAGACGACACCCGUCUGCCAGUCUGGCUUGGAGAAAUGGUCCGAUCCGAUGUACCCAUUGCCAGAACCGUCUACGGAGGAGGUGCAUAUGUUUGACUUGGACUGCUUUCUGUCAGAUAUCUCAGACACUCUCUUCACCAUGACCCAGAAGCCAAACCCUUGGAAUGAGGAACGCCAGAACACCUACACCAGCAACGCUGAUAUGAUCCAGCCUGGUUUGACUCCACUUCAGCCCAGCUUGGACGAUCUCAUGGACAUCCCUGACAUAUUUGCAAGCUACCGUGGCCAUCCUCUGGUACAGUCUGGUUACUCUGACUAUGAUUUAUUCGAGAGUUUGUCCAACUCACUUUUCCCCCCAACUCCAUCCACUGUGAUUAAUACACCACAGAUACACACAGGAUCUCAAAUUACACAGCCCAAUAUGACAGUUGAAAGCCUGCCCCAGCCCUCCUCAUCACCAAGCUUAACCUGCUCGGGCUAUCCACACCGACCUUUGACCUCUGAGAUGUCCUUUGAUACCAGCAGAACGACCCCCAAUCCCAAGUUCAAGAGUCAUUUAGAGUACAGCGAGUUCCAUCACUCCCCAGCCGUCCUCCACGGCAUGGACUCAUACCCACAGUCCUACAGUGGCCCAAACAUUGGAGUCGGACCGUCAACCAUAUCUUCUGCCCCUGUGCCUCAGGAGAACCCCUACAUCUACUCAAGCAGUUGCCUGAAAUACAGACAUGCUUCAGGGAGCCAAUCAGGGAGCAGCGUCGUUACCACACCCACUGUCAUUACACAUACAGGAUCCAUGAAUGUCAUAGCACAAGAUCCACAAGAGGGCCACAGCUAUGCCAUGCUAGAAAUGCUGGACUACCAGCAGUCUUCUGUGGCUUCACCUUUGCCUAGCCAAAGCCACCGCUUCUCUGUGCCACAGCAGGUAGCCGUGGGCAGAGGGAAGCACAAGCAAAAAAUGGGUGGGUCUAGAGGGUUUUCCAUGGCGACAGCUGCGAAUGCUUCUGUAGCUCCACCCACACAGACUAGCUGCCUGGCUAAGCUCUUAUCCACCAGCUCUCAAGAACGAAAGCCGGCAGUAGGUUUCGAUCCUCCCUUUGUUGGGCUGAAAUCCCAUAGACCAACUUCUCCCAUCUUAGCACAGUCCACCAGCAGUAUGUCUGUGACCCAAAGAAGUUCACAAGUAUCCCAGCAUCCCCCUUGGCCCCCUGCUGAAGUGCCGCUGCAGUGCCAGAUGCCCAUGAUGGUACAUUCCAACAUCUCUCACAGCUCUAGCAUCUCAUCCCUUCUCAUCCCCAAGACUGAGAAACUCUCCCCUGUCCAAAUCCACGCACCAGAGAGGACAAGUCUAACAGUAAGUUUUUCAGGAAAUUUUGGCCCGACGUCCCCAACGAUCUCGCCAGAGAAAACAUCUGAAUCAUCACACACCUUAUCUGGAAUAACCAAGACAGAACCCAAUAGGACGGACACGAGGCGAAUCACUCAUAUAUCCGCUGAGCAGAAGAGGAGGUUUAACAUCAAACUGGGUUUUGACACUUUACACAGUCUGGUGACGACACUUAGCUCUCAGCCUAGCAUUAAGAUCAGUAAGGCCACUACGCUACAGAAGACCGCCGAGUACAUCAGUAAGAUGCAGCAGGAGAGAUCGCAGCUUCACGAAGAGGCACAGAGACUCCGAGACGAGAUUCUAGCACUCAACUCUGCCAUCAACGUGUGUCAGCAGCAGCUCCCCGCCACCGGCGUCCCCAUCACUCGCCAGCGCUUCGAUCACAUGAGAGAAAGGUUUAGAGAGUAUGUCCGUGCCCAGACCCUCCAGAACUGGAAAUUCUGGAUUUUUAGUGUGAUUAUGGAACCUCUUUUUGAGUCCUAUAACGUCAUGGUGUCUACAGCUAGUUUGGAGGAGAUGUGUCGCACCACGCUCAGCUGGCUGGACCAGCACUGCUCACUGCCUGCUCUCAGACCCACUGUUCUGAGUUCCCUCCGCUUGCUCAGCACCACCACAUCCAUCUUGACAGACCCAAGUCUGGUUCCUGAACAGGCCACUCAGGCAGUCACUCAGAGACACCUGUCUCACAGCUACAACCAAUGACAGUGCUCUCUCUCUCUCUCUCUCUCUCUCUCUCUCUCUCUCUCUCUUGCUCAGCCAAUCAUGACCCAUGUCACACGUCGCUCACAAAGCUACAACCAAUGACAGUUGAUAAUAUCAACAUUUUACAACAACAAUGGUUAUUAAAUGCCUUUAACAUACACAUACAGCCUCCAUAAAGAUUUACCCUCACUGGUUACUUUAUUAUGAAUACCUUUAAACCUGAGCGUUCAUGGAAGUAUCCAAUCAGCCAAUCAAAGCCAAAGCCAGCAAACGCAUAAUAUCAUAUAUAUACUGUAUAAGUCAAAAGAUAGCAAGAGAGUGCAGGAUUGAGUAGUUCAGAAACAGACAAUCUUUUGUGAUAUAUCUUUUUUAUACACACCAGUCUCUAGAGUUUACACUGAAUGGUGCGAAAACCGAAAAACAUCCAGCGAGCGGCAGUUAAGCCUUUCUUUGUCACAUAUGCACUGCUGCAAAGUGAAAUUAUUGAUACUACACAGCAAUGAUUUGGUGCUCCUGGAGCAAACCGAGUUGAGGGGCCUUGCUCAAGGGCCCAACAGUGGCAGCUUGGUGAAGCGGGGGCUUGAAAUGCCAACCUCCUUAUCAGUAACCCAGAGCCUUAACCAGCUGAGCUACCACUGCCCCCAGUAUUGCUGACACAAACACUGUGAUGAAUAUCCUACAGUAUAGUUUAGCAACUAUAGACUUGGUUGGUUUUACAUUCUGAAGUUUGACAUGUAUUCAUCAAUAACUAAUACAUCAUUUAGAAUCAUUCAAAGCAGAUUUAAAACUGCAAUAACACCACAUGUAUUUUCCAGGGUUUAUCAUUUACAGUUUGCCUUUUGUUAUGAGUCUAUUAGAACAUAGAGCUGACCAUAUUUACCUAAAGCAACAUAGCCUGAUGUAUGAGGUUUGCUUACAGCCAAAAUGAAUCAAGACAUCUUCACGCCUUUGAUUUUCACGUCCUAUCACUUGCUGUUAUCUUAGUUAAAAUAGACAAUGGCACCAUAUUCCUGAAAACUUUAAGAACCCAGAAGCAUUGAUUUUUAUACACACACACAAAUCUGUUUUGUAAAAUUAUAUGUCUACCAAAUUUAAGGCACAGUUACUAUAGCUAUGUCGCCUCGCACCUCCAGGGUCGAGGGUUUGAUUCCCGCGUCGGAGUUUGCAAGUUCUCCUGGUGCUUAGUGGGUUUUCCCCCAAGGUUCUCCGGUUUCCAAAGACAUGCAGAUUAGGCUCAUUAGUGUUUCCAAAUUGCCUGUAAUGUGUGAAUGAGCGUGAGAAUGUGUGUAUGCUCUGCGGAUGAUUGGGACCCUGUCCAGGGUGUACCCCGCCACAUGCCUGGGAUAGGCUGCAGCCCCCCGCGACAGGAUAAAGCAUAGACGAUAAAUGAGAGUAAGAGUGAGUGAGUUACCAUACCUUAAAUCAAAAUUUUAUAUCAAACAUGUCUUGACUGAUGAUGUCUUGAUUAAUUUGCUGCCUUUUCAAUAGGUCUGUGUACAUUUUCAUUUCUUUAUCAGCUAGUUCUUUAAAAAAAGACAAAGUGUACAUCCCUUUGGCGCAGGUAAUCUUUAGGGCUAGUUAUUAGAGACGUCUUCAGGACUCAUUAAAACCCUAAAAAUAACAUCCCAGAUUACUUCAGAACUAGUUACCUAAAUUUGCAUGCUGAAAUCAUCUCAGAUUGAAGAAUAAAUAUGUCUUAAGGAUUCUGGAGGUUUGAAGGCCUCCUACAGACGACUUGAGGUAAAACAACCUUGCAAAGACAAUUUUAGGUACUUUUAAAGAUGCUAAGACUUUAUUAAAGUACAUCAUCAACAACAAAGGCUUUUAACUGGUUAGUGAUUAUUAAAACAUAAGCUUCUCAUAGAUUGAGUGGCGUUCUCUUCAUUUAGCUGCAGUUGAUUAAUUUGUCUGCUGGUUUUGCCUUUAUUUCCUGUUUCCUCUCUGCAGGUUAUCCCAUCAAUCAUUUGGGAUGAGAAAGAAUAUUUUUAUUCAUGUUCAGUUUUUUAAGAGGAACUAAAGUUUCGUGCCUUGUUAUGUUUGUUACAAUUGUAUUUAACCAAGCUUUUAUGGUCUCAGGUUAUUAAUGUGCUUCAAAUGUUCUUUAAAAUAAACCACCGUUUGCCUUUA
Molecule: messenger RNA, 5029 nt
Organism: Clarias gariepinus (North African catfish)
Lineage: Eukaryota; Metazoa; Chordata; Actinopteri; Siluriformes; Clariidae
Product: carbohydrate-responsive element-binding protein
Exons: 17
Coding region: 170-2902 (910 amino acids)
Biological process (GO): regulation of transcription by RNA polymerase II
Cellular component (GO): nucleus
Molecular function (GO): RNA polymerase II cis-regulatory region sequence-specific DNA binding; DNA-binding transcription factor activity, RNA polymerase II-specific; protein dimerization activity
Source: RefSeq, a predicted model, not a curated record